Molecule: messenger RNA, 1216 nt
Organism: Parasteatoda tepidariorum (common house spider)
Lineage: Eukaryota; Metazoa; Arthropoda; Arachnida; Araneae; Theridiidae
Gene: mtTFB1
Product: mitochondrial transcription factor B1
Biological process (GO): rRNA methylation; transcription initiation at mitochondrial promoter
Cellular component (GO): mitochondrial matrix
Molecular function (GO): mitochondrial transcription factor activity; rRNA (adenine-N6,N6-)-dimethyltransferase activity
Source: RefSeq, a predicted model, not a curated record
CAAAGGGAAAGGCGAAUGAGGACAUUGUUUUUGAAAAUUGAGAGAAGAAAAAAACAUUUUCAAAUGACCAGCUUAAGACUAUUUCACUGUUUAAGAAGAACAGCUUCCACAUUAUCUUCAUUUCAAAAUGUUACUUCAAAAGAAGUUGCAACUAAUGACUUUUCUAAAACAGAUGAACCAGUCACAGAAGCAUCUUUACGACUUCCACCUUUGCCUUCGCCAAGGGAUCUCUUAAAACUUUAUAGAAUUAAAGCUCAACGUAAUUUGUCUCAAAAUUUUCUUCUGGAUUUCAGACUUAACAAUAAAAUUGUCACCAGCACAGGAAAUGUGAAGGAUCAUUAUGUUUGUGAAAUUGGACCUGGUCCGGGAAAUAUUACUCGAGCCAUUUUGCAGAACGGUGCAAAACAUGUUAUUGUUAUUGAAAAAGAUAGACGCUUUUUGCCAGCUUUAGAGCUCUUAGCAGAUGCCAGUGGUGGGAGGCUUAAAAUAAUUCUUGGUGAUAUAAUGGAAUUAAAUUUGGAAAAUAUUUUACCCAAGAAUCUGGCCCAUGAUUGGGAAAUACACCCUCCUCCUCUGUAUAUUAUUGGCAAUUUACCAUUUAACAUUUCCACACCUUUGAUCAUAAAAUGGCUGAGGUUUUGCUCAGUCCACAAAGGUCCCUUUGCUCAUGGUCGAACAAGGCUGUCAUUAACUUUUCAAAAAGAAGUUGCUGAUCGUAUGGUGGCUGAAGUUGGUGCUAACUGUCGUUGCCGAUUAUCUGUUAUUUGCCAGUACUUGUGUCAUGUAGACAAUUUAUUUACUAUUCCAGGUCGAGCUUUCUUUCCAAAACCUGAAGUGGAUGUUUCAGUUGUCAGGUUUACACCACGCAUUCGUCCUCUUAUCAGUCAGCCAUUUGAGAUUGUUAAUAAAGUUAUUUCAACAAUCUUUCAGCAUCGGCAAAAGUUCAGCUUGUAUGGAAUCAAAAAUCUCUUUCCAAAAGAAAAUCCUGAACUGGUAGAAGAAAUAGUGCAAAGAACAAAAAUAAACCCCGAAAAGAAAUCUUUCGAGUUGGAAAUGGAAGACUAUAAAGCUUUAUGUGACGUCUACAGUGAAAUGUGUAACAGACAUAACAAUCUUUUUAAUUAUAUGUAUCAAAUACACCAAAAAGAUGAAUAUCCUUUAGAUGCAGAUGUUACAGAUGAAUUGCCUACCAAUAAAUAGUUUUUAUUAAGUUUUA